UCUAUAGGUAUUACCUAUCUGUUGCGCGCCGAGCGCGGUGUAGGCGCCACGACCGCGCACGGCCGCCCGCCCAGCACUAGUACGCGACCCGUAAACAAAUCACUACGCGACCGGCGCGACAUAAACCCAACUCAAUCUCUGUGAACCAAAGGUCCAUUCCAACUCUUGUGCAGUGGCAAAAGAUUUUUGUGUCUCCUGCUGACGUUUUGUAGUGAAAUUGAUGUUGAGACCGGCUAGAGUAAAAGUUCUGUCAGCCACCCACGGAUUGUAGUAGUGCUGUAGUACAACGACAGACCUGCCCACUGGGCAAUGCACCGAGAUAUCGCUGAUAAGAUUGUAACCCAAGCAAUAAUAAAAAAACAUAGACAUGAUGGAGUGGGCCUUAGACUACAAUUUUCCUAAAUAUAAUGGAAAUAUUUUUUAUGUCCUGCCAGUAGCAAGCGUGGAGUCACGGUGAGUGGGCAUGGAGGGCGCGGACGGCGACGACCUGUUCGACUGGGAGGUGUACCUGCCUGCACUCAACGCCAGCUGGAAUGGUUCGUGGGUGCAUAACGCCUCCGCGCCGCUCAACGCCACGCUGCCCGCCUCCGCGCCCUUCGACUCGCCCGCAGCGCUCGUACGCGCCGCCAUCAAAGCCGUCGUUCUCGGCUUACUUAUUCUUGCUACUGUAGUCGGUAAUGUAUUUGUGAUAGCAGCCAUACUGCUGGAGCGGCAUUUGCGCAGCGCGGCUAACCAGCUGAUCCUGUCCCUGGCGGUGGCGGACCUGCUGGUGGCGUGUCUGGUCAUGCCCCUGGGCGCCGUAUACGAGGUGGCCCAGCGCUGGACGCUGGGGCCGGAGCUGUGCGACAUGUGGACCUCGGGCGACGUGCUCUGUUGCACAGCGUCUAUACUCCAUCUCGUUGCUAUUGCACUGGAUAGGUACCGGGCUGUGACUAAUAUUGACUAUAUACACGCGAGAACUGCUCGUCGAGUAGGCCUUAUGAUAGCUUGCGUGUGGAUUGUAAGCUUCUUAGUGUGUAUCGCACCAUUGUUGGGUUGGAAGGACCCCGACUGGAACCGCCGCGUAUCCGAGGAUCUGCGAUGCGUCGUCAGCCAGGACGUGGGAUAUCAAAUAUUCGCUACAGCAUCCUCAUUCUAUGUACCAGUACUGAUUAUAUUAAUAUUGUACUGGAGGAUAUACCAAACUGCCAGAAAAAGAAUACGUAGGCGAAGAGGAGCGACAGCUCGUGGUGGCGUGGGACCGCCGCCUGUGCCGUCGGGAGGAGCGCUGGUCGCAGCUGGUGGCAGCGGGGGGAUCGCAGCCGCGGUCGUCGCGGUCAUCGGCCGCCCUUUACCGACAAUUUCAGAGACAACAACUACGGGUUUCACCAACGUGUCAUCCAAUAAUACGAGCCCCGAAAAGCAAUCUUGCGUCAACGGCUUAGAGGCAGACCCGCCUACCACGGGUUACGGAGCCGUAGCGGCCGCCUAUUAUCCAACGUUAGUGAGGCGUAAACCAAAAGAAGCUGCCGAUUCUAAGAGAGAAAGAAAAGCAGCAAAAACUUUGGCAAUAAUAACCGGUGCGUUCGUCGCGUGCUGGCUUCCAUUCUUUGUACUAGCUAUCCUUGUGCCGACGUGCGACUGCGAGGUGAGCCCGGUGCUGACGUCGCUGUCACUGUGGCUGGGCUACUUCAAUUCAGCGCUGAACCCUGUGAUCUACACGGUGUUCAGCCCGGAGUUUCGCCACGCGUUCCAGCGCCUGCUGUGUGGCCGUCGCUCGCGCCGCCGUCGCGCUCCCCCGUAGCCCAUACACACCCACCCUAACCUUACCUGACUGACCUCGUCUAGCUCGUCGAUACAUUAUGUUACCUUGUUACAUUUUUCAGAGAUAUAUUUACACCCCUUUAUUUUUUGUACGUGAUGAAUGUGAAUACGAUUACCUGUCUAGUAAAUAACUUAAAAUUCUCAAUACUAA
Molecule: messenger RNA, 1954 nt
Organism: Plodia interpunctella (Indianmeal moth)
Lineage: Eukaryota; Metazoa; Arthropoda; Insecta; Lepidoptera; Pyralidae
Gene: Ser-4
Product: 5-hydroxytryptamine receptor
Exons: 5
Coding region: 464-1783 (439 amino acids)
Biological process (GO): G protein-coupled dopamine receptor signaling pathway; adenylate cyclase-activating adrenergic receptor signaling pathway
Cellular component (GO): plasma membrane
Molecular function (GO): dopamine neurotransmitter receptor activity, coupled via Gs; G protein-coupled receptor activity
Source: RefSeq, a predicted model, not a curated record